AUGGAAAAUGUGCACAAUCAUGUUAAUCUUAAGCUCGCGACACAUUGGGAUGAAAGAUAUGGUGCAGAGGCAAUGAUCGCGAAACCAAAUUUUCACAGUAGAAGCGUGUUUUUGGAAAAUUUUAUCGCUGUUGAAUUGCGCAAUCUCGAGGUGAAAUUCAAUAAACCAAUCUACGUCAGCAUGUGCAUCCUCGAUAUAUUCAAGAAAUGUUUGUACGAGUUUCACCACGAUUACAUGAUACCAUUUUAUCGAGAGAAAUGUAAAAUUAUGUACACCGACACAGAUAGUCUCAUAUAUCAUAUAGAGUGUGAAGAUGUAUAUGAGAAUAUAAAGCGCAACAUCGACAAAUUCGAUAUGGGCGAUGCAGUGGACAAUGCAUACGGUAUACCGCUUGUGAAUAAAAAGAUAUCGGGUUUAAUGAAGGAUGAAAAUAAUGGAGCCAUCAUGAUCAAAUUCGUCGGGCUUAGGGCAAAAAUGAACGCGUUGCGAGUAGAUGACAAGAAGAACACGAAAAAGGUAAAAGGCGUCAAGAGUAACGUCGUCGCGAGAACGAGAACGUUUGACGAUUACACGCGGUGGUUGAACGAAGAGAUUGAAAUGACGCGUCAGCAGUCUUGUAUAAGAUCUAAAUUACACGAAGUAUACACUAUUCGCGAGACAAAAAUUGCUCUAAAUCCGUGA
This is a messenger RNA of Cataglyphis hispanica, 681 nucleotides long. RefSeq lists its product as uncharacterized. The transcript has a single exon. Bases 1 to 681 code for a protein of 226 amino acids. The record is from RefSeq and is a predicted model, not a curated record. Lineage: Eukaryota; Metazoa; Arthropoda; Insecta; Hymenoptera; Formicidae.